Molecule: messenger RNA, 852 nt
Organism: Paramuricea clavata
Lineage: Eukaryota; Metazoa; Cnidaria; Anthozoa; Malacalcyonacea; Plexauridae
Source: the annotation of a GenBank genome assembly
ACGUCGUCUCUGAGCCCGUCGUCCACGUGCCCGCCGUCCGUAAGAAAAGGGGAAGGAUCAGCCGGGAGUGGUGAAGGCGAUGAUGGAGACGAUGGCAAACAAUCUUCAGAAGGUGGUGGAGGCGAUGGAAGAGGCAAGGGCAGAGGUCCAGAACUUGACUCUGGACGAGCUGGAGGCGUCGGAUGUCGCGCCGCCGAAGAAGAGGUCGCCGGCGAAGUUGAAGGCGGCGGAGGCCGUCGCGCCGUUGAGAGCGAGCGUAACGCCAACAAAAGUUCCGGCGGAAAAGCCGGCGCGGAACGUCCAGGAGAUGGCGGAGGCGUCCGACGUCGCGCUGUCGAACGUAUAGGUGACGGAGCACGUUGCGCCGCCGUCGAAAAGGAUGUCGCCGGCGCCGAUGACGAUGAAGGUGGCGGAAGACGUCUUAUCGCCGAAAACGAAGUCGCCGGCGAAGGUGAAGGUGGCGACGUAGGAGAACGUCGCGCCGUUGCAAAGGGAGUUGCCGGCAAACAUGUCGAGACCGGCGCCGCCGAAGGUGAAGGCGGCGAUGGAGGCGACGGCGGAGGCGUCCGACGUCGCGCCGUCGAACCUGAAGUCGCCGGCGAAGGUGAAGGUGGCGGAGGCCGUCGCACCGUUGAAAUUGAAGGUGGCGUCGGCCGUCGCGCCGUUGAAAGGGAGGUCGCCGGCGAAGUUGAAGGAGGCGAUGGAAACGACGCUAGCUCCUCCAGGUCCGCCAGUUCGCACGCCAAUUCGUCCAAUUUCAUGUCGAGCCGGUCGGCGUUGAAAAUAUACUUGUAUGCCCGCUCAUGGGCGCGGUCGAUGACAGCCUGGGAGUCGGGCAAAGUUGAAGCGUAA